Ricinus communis (castor bean) is the source of this 1536-nucleotide messenger RNA. RefSeq names its product mitochondrial uncoupling protein 5. The transcript has a single exon. Gene Ontology annotation, molecular function: succinate transmembrane transporter activity; thiosulfate transmembrane transporter activity; antiporter activity. Bases 355 to 1314 code for a protein of 319 amino acids. Gene Ontology annotation, biological process: oxaloacetate transport; thiosulfate transport; mitochondrial transport. NCBI's taxonomy places the organism in Eukaryota, Viridiplantae, Streptophyta, Magnoliopsida, Malpighiales, Euphorbiaceae. The record is from RefSeq and is a predicted model, not a curated record. Gene Ontology annotation, cellular component: mitochondrial membrane.
CCACCCACAGCCAUUAGUCACUAUAAAUACCUACACCACCUUCGUCCCUCAAAACCCAUCAUUCAUUCUUUUUUCUUUCUCACCCCUCCAAUUAAGAAAAAGAAAAAACACAAAUCUAUCUGUUAUAAUAGCAUAUGUCUCAGAGGCCAAACGUCCCUCACUCUUCUUCUGUAGCCUUUGGUCUCCAUUCCCAUCUCUUGGUUUCCAGUGAGAUGAACCCAAAUUCCAACUGGUGUUUCUUCUUCUAGUUCCCGGAAUUUAUAUAUUUCUUAUAUAAAUCGUUCUAAUUUCUUGGAGAAAGAGAGAAACCAGAACCCAGAGAAAGAUAAUCUUUUAUUUACUUAUAUACCAAAAAUGGGAGUGAAAGGUUUUGUUGAAGGAGGGAUAGCUUCAAUCAUUGCUGGGUGCUCCACGCAUCCUCUUGACCUUAUUAAGGUCCGAAUGCAACUCCAAGGCGAAACUCACGCUCCGACUGCUGUCCAAACGCUCCGUCCUGCUCUUGCUUUCCACCCUCCUGGCACCACUACCCCCGCAUCGGCCAUACACGUCCAUCCUCCUCGCGUGGGCCCCAUUUCUGUCGGUGUCCGUAUCGUCCAGCAAGAGGGUGUUGCCGCUCUUUUCUCAGGUGUCUCCGCCACGGUUCUCCGUCAGACUCUCUACUCCACCUCCCGUAUGGGUCUGUACGACAUCUUGAAACAGAAGUGGACAGAUCCGAACACAAAAACCAUGCCUUUAUCAAGCAAGAUUGUCGCAGGAUUAAUUGCCGGUGGUAUCGGAGCUGCCGUCGGAAACCCUGCUGACGUGGCGAUGGUACGUAUGCAAGCUGACGGACGUCUCCCACCUGCUCAACGCCGUAAUUAUAAGAGCGUUGUGGAUGCGAUCACCCGCAUGACAAAACAGGAAGGCAUUACUAGUCUCUGGCGCGGCUCAUCUUUAACAGUGAACCGUGCCAUGUUAGUAACAGCAUCACAGCUAGCAUCAUACGAUCAAUUCAAGGAAAUGAUUCUCGAAAAAGGGUGGAUGCGUGAUGGGCUUGGGACCCAUGUCACGGCGAGUUUUGCGGCGGGGUUUGUGGCGGCUGUUGCGUCGAAUCCCGUGGAUGUGAUUAAGACGAGGGUGAUGAAUAUGAAGGUGGAACCAGGAAAGGCGCCGCCGUAUUCUGGAGCGUUGGAUUGCGCGUUGAAGACUGUAAAAGCUGAAGGGCCGAUGGCGUUGUAUAAAGGGUUUAUACCAACGAUUUCAAGACAAGGGCCUUUCACUAUUGUGUUGUUUGUGACCUUGGAACAGGUCAGGAAAUUGCUCAAGGAUUUCUGAGGAUCUAUUCAUGAUGAUGAUGAUGAAAAUUAGCUUCUUUUUUUAAAAAAAAAAAAAAAUUCUUUGGAUUUGGAUCGGUGGUUAUGAAUAUUAGUUUUUCAUAAUCAAGCUUUUCUUUUCAUUUUUUUUUCCAAAAUUUGUAUUUCUAUUUCUAUGUGUAAUGGUCAUUCUCUUAUAGUCUAAAUAAAUUAAUAAUUAGUUAUUGAAAAAAUAAUAAUUAAA